Molecule: messenger RNA, 2633 nt
Organism: Ceratina calcarata
Lineage: Eukaryota; Metazoa; Arthropoda; Insecta; Hymenoptera; Apidae
Product: ATP-binding cassette sub-family G member 4
Exons: 10
Coding region: 1-1929 (642 amino acids)
Biological process (GO): transmembrane transport
Cellular component (GO): plasma membrane
Molecular function (GO): ATP binding; ATP hydrolysis activity; ABC-type transporter activity
Source: RefSeq, a predicted model, not a curated record
AUGGGCACGAAGGUACUCAUCGAGAUGCAACAGCAGCUGAGAAACGCCAUGUCCAAUACAGAUAAUGCACCGACCAGUACAAAGAAGUUGGAUGAUCUAGUGGAUAUCAAUAAUUCGGUAUUUCUAGUCUUCGAGGAUAUCUCGUACAGUGCCAGACCGUUCAUUCUAUCCAGAAAAAAGACCGAACUACUAAAAAAUAUCAGCGGCGAAUUCAGACCCGGCGAACUCUCGGCAAUUAUGGGACUGUCCGGUGCUGGAAAAUCCACGUUAAUGGAUGUUCUAGCUGGUUUCACAACGGCUGGUGUAACCGGGAAUAUAAUGGUCAAUUCGAAAGCUAGGAAUCUCAAUGAAUUUCGACAGCUGUCCGCGUAUAUAAUGCAAAACGAUAAUUUGCAGCCGCUGUUAACCGUUCAAGAAGCUAUGAACGUCGCUGCUGAAUUGAAACUUACCAUGAGUCACAGAGAAAAAAAACAGAAGAUCGAUCAUCUCUUAAUCACGAUGAAUCUUGACACAUCGCGGCACACGCUCACGGGGAAGCUCAGCGGCGGAGAAAGGAAAAGGCUGGCUAUUGCAUUAGAAUUAAUAAACAGUCCUCCGAUUCUGCUCCUCGACGAGCCAACUAGCGGACUGGACAGCGUCACUUCGAAGUACUGUAUAACGUUGCUGAAGCAACUGGCAAAGGCGGGGCAAACAGUGAUUUGCUCUAUUCAUCAGCCUAGCGCGUCGCUCUUGAAUAUGGUCGAUCACCUUUAUGUGGUGGCGGACGGAAGUUGUGUCUACAACGGUAGCACGCAGAAUUUAGUGCCUUAUUUGAGCAGCCUCGGCCUGCAGUGUCCGACACACUAUAAUCCCGCAGACUAUUUGUUGGAAAUCUGCAACGGAGAUUACGGCAAACACGUACCGGAGAUGGUCGUUGCCAUCGAGAAUGGGAAAAAUAACUCAUGGAGGUCGACAAGCAAUGUAACCGCCGUCAAUUGCCAAGAGGAAGUGAUCGCUUUGAACGUGACGGCAUCGUUUCAGGCGCUCCGGCAACGUUUUCCGAUGGAGAUACAGAACGUGAGCGGUAGACGCGAGAAGACCGCUGACUAUGCCACCAAUUUUUGGAAACAACUAGUCAUACUCCUUAAAAGGAACGCUAUCAGGCUCUCCAGGGAUAAGGUAUUAACGUUUACAAGACUUUCGAUGCAUUUUGUAAUCGCCCUGCUCGUCGGCGUGAUCUACUUCAAAGUUGGCCAGGACGCUGUGUACGUGUUGGAUAACUUCAACCUUCUAUUUUUUAAUAUAAUGUUCCUCAUGUUCAGCGCAUUUAGUGCAACGGUGACAACAUUUCCCUCGGAGUUACCGGUGAUCAUGCGGGAGCACUUCAAUCGCUGGUAUAAGUUACACUCGUUCUAUCUCGCCAAUAAGUUGGCCGACAUUCCCAUUCAGUUCACAGCUAUUUCGUCGUACAUUCUCAUCGUAUAUUACAUGAGCGAUCAACUCUUGGAACUCCAUCGAUUUUGUCUCUAUACCUUAAUGUGUUUCGCGAUCAGCAUGGUGGCACAAAUGUUCGGCCUUCUGGUUGGAACUGGAAUGAAAAUCCAGCACGGUAUGAUAUUUGGACCGUUCGUGAUCCUCCCGUUCUUAAUAUUUAGUGGAUUCUUCGUACAAUUCAGAGACGCUCAUCCGUACUUACGAUGGCUGUUCCAUUUGUCUUUUCUUAAGUAUGGUUUCGAGGGUGUGAUGAUCGCUAUUUACGGUUACGACAGACCAAAGCUUUCAUGCUCAGACGUUUAUUGCCAUUUCGCUAUACCAGAGACAUUGUUAAACGCCGUCGACAUGAAACAGGCUAAUUACUGGUUCUGUUUAGUCGUGUUACUCUGUCUGUAUAUAAUGUUGGACAUUGGAACGUACACAUUACUCAAAUUGAGGCUGGAGAAACGUGUAUAAAGAAAGAAGAAAUUCGGAAUCAUGAGUGAGAUUCUAAACGGAAACAUUUUUAUUCUAUUCGUGCUGUGUUCAGUGUAAAUAGAACAGUACAAAAUGAAUCAUUAUUGAAGACUGACUUCUAAAACAUUCUGCAAAAGUAAAAGGAAACAAUUCUUUUGUACAGAGUGUUUACUAUAAAGAAAGAAUAAUGAAAUUAUAUAUGCAUUUAUUGACAUUUUAUUAAAUGAAUAAUGCUUCAUUUGUAUAGAAAUAAUGAUGCCGUCAUCACGAGAUUAUGGUAUUGAUGAUAUCCUUCCGAUGCUGCGUUUCGUUCCCAACGAUAACUGCGCGGAUGUUUUGUAUAAAUUACGUGACAUGAAACGCGAUGUGCAUAAAUACAUAUCAUCUAUUAAAGUCUAAUGAAAUGCAGUUUCGUACAUCUAUCUUUAUAAAUCGGGAUAUGUAAAGGUAUUAAUGAAGGAAGAAAACGUGUUAUACAACAAUCUGUUAUUAAAGAAAUUAACACGUUUCUUGCUUAUUAAAAAUCUAGCAUUAGACAAUGCAAGAAAUGAAACAUCAAAAAACCAAAUACGUGAGUUGUUGUUAGAUCAUUUCUAAGUCACGCGAUGUUUAAAUUUUAUAUGUGAUUUUUAUUCCCAAUGAAUAUGUACAACUGAAUAUUGUUCAGCGUUGAUGAAAAUAAAUUCCAAUGCUGUUGAGUGUAA